Oryza brachyantha (malo sina) is the source of this 1001-nucleotide messenger RNA. Its product is annotated as universal stress protein PHOS34. NCBI's taxonomy places the organism in Eukaryota, Viridiplantae, Streptophyta, Magnoliopsida, Poales, Poaceae. Bases 251 to 823 code for a protein of 190 amino acids. The record is from RefSeq and is a predicted model, not a curated record. The transcript is spliced from 4 exons.
GGAUCCGAGGAAGAAACGUGCCAGGCGAAGGAGGAGUAGCGAACAAAAACGGCCGCCCCCGUGGCGGUUCCGUUCAUCUCUAUCGUACCCCGCGCCGUCGCCGUCCACGCGAACAAAACAGCGGACGCACGCAACGCAAGCGACGCGACCCAGCACGCCCAGUGCAUGCAUGUAUAUAUGAUCCGGUGGUGGAGGCAGAGCGCGCUGGAUAGUAACUGAGAGCGAGUCGAGUCGAGGCGAGGCGAGCGAUAUGGAGGAGAAGGGCGCAGCGGCGGUGGCGGCGAGCGGGGAGCCGGGAGCGGCGGCGGCGGCGGCGGAGGAGGAGGCGGCGAUGAAGGUGGUGGUGGCCGUGGACGCGAGCGAGGAGAGCCUCCGCGCGCUGGCGUGGGCGCUGGACAACGUCAUCGGGAGGCGCCGCGCCGGCGGCGUGUCGGUCGUCGUCCUCCACGCGCAGCACGGCGCCGACCACUUCGUCUACCCCGUCGCCGCCCACGGUAUCGGUCUCGCCGUAGCCUAUGCCCCGACCUCCGCGAUCGAGUCCAUGAGGAAGGCGCAGGAGGAGAUCUCCAGGAAGGUCGUGUCCCGCGCGCUGGACGUCUGCAAGCAGCGAGAGGUGAACGCGAUGGGCGCCAUCGUGGAGGGCGACGCCAAGGAGGCCAUCUGCCAGGCCGUGGAGGAGAUGCACGCCGACAUGCUCGUCCUGGGAAGCCGCGGCCUAGGCAAGAUCAAGAGGGCGUUCUUGGGCAGCGUCAGCGACUACCUCGUCCAUCACGCGUGCUGCCCCGUCCUCGUCGUGAAGCCGACCAAGCCGCACGACAAGUGAGCUCGAAUCUGCCGCUCUUUUGCUAGUGAUGGUUACGCGGCGAGUCGGUGGCUGCUUUUCUGUUACUUGUGCUGAAAAUAAAAAGGAUAUGUUGAAUCCUCUGAGGCAGCUCUUAUGUUAGAUGUAACGUGCAAACUGAAACAAAUAGUACAUGAGCAACUGCUGUUGAAGCUUCUGA